AUGGCGGGACGUACAAACACUCCAAUGACUGCGCGAGUGAACAAAACAAAGCGUAAAUAAUAAAGUUUAACGCAGCGGUAAUAACCGGAGACUGCUCAUCGUCAGCUCCUCAGCAGGUAAACGCCGGUGACCAUGAACCGGGGCGGGAGAGAGCCGGACCCCGGGUCUGGUCUGACAGGCUCCCCGCUGGAGCGGCGAGCGGGCCAACGGAAGCCAAACCGCCUGAGCAGAAGCUUCAGACGGACCCAGAGUGCUGCGGAGGCUGGGCCUCCGAGCAGCCAGCGGGCAGAUUUUAAGACCCCGACCAGGAUCCACAGAUCCAGAACAGCUGGUGGGUUCAGUGGAGAGUCUCCACACAACGAGUCCGACUUUCAGCAGGACAUCAUCUGGGACGCCACCUCUCCUUCACCCUGCAGACUCGGUAGAAAAGGCAGAAAACAGCCAGCUGGAGUUGUGAACAUCUCAGAGAUCGUCAGCAGGAUCGCUCCUAAGCAUGGCAGACCCGAGGCUGCAGAGCCCACGUUACAGCAGUGGAUCGGAGACAGCGCCACCAUCCCCUGCACUCCAGACGUUCAAGUUCCCAAACCCAAGAGGAAGUCGCCGAGAUCGAGCGCGGUGGACGACCUGCUGAAGCUGGCCAAACAGUUUGACUUCAACAUGUUUCGACACGACGAAGAAGAAGUGGAGGACAUGCACCAGCAGAGGCUGGAGCUCCUGUCUGAGGACAUCUCGGAUUUUGAGAACGGUGAUCAGAGGGACUUUUCACCUUCAUUUCACGGAAACUGUGAACCGGCUGUAAGCGCAGCAGCUGGGACAGAUGUGCAGGUUCGUCCGGAUCAACAUACGGAGGACGAUUUGGAUUUUCUUUUUGACGGACCGACCCAACAUGUGAGCGGAAAUUUAAGCCAGGUGUCGUCUGCUCAGCCGUCACAGGUAAAACCUGCUCCUGCUUUAUCCUCCAAAGAGGCUUCUGGGAAAACUCCCGCUGCAGAUGUUUCCACGACAAACCCUGGAGGUGGGACAGCGAAGGACGAGUUCGAGGACGACUGGGAAAACGAUGACUUGCUAAAUGACUCUCUGGUGUUGGAGAUGACACAGAAUCCACAGAGUUUCACUGCUCCGCAGCACUGCUCUACACAGAAACCACCCAGUGUCCGAGAACAUCGGAGUCCAGCAGCUCCAGCUGCUGCAGGUCUGAGUUUUGGCCAAUCAGCUGUUUCUAAAGUGGAAAAAGAAAAUGUGAGACAAAGAGCGACUUUCAAACUGGAGUCUAAUCCCAUUUCCUCUGAGAAGAGACUCCAGACAAACACAUGGACAAACUGGGAGGUGGAUUACAGCUCAGAAACAGCAGGCGGACGCACUCAGCAGAGCAGCUUUUCGUGCCGUAAAGGUUUUUCAGGUGAGAGCGGAUCUCAGCGGCGUACCUGGCAGACAUCAAACACAGUGAAGUCAGACCAGCAGAGGACGUCUGUUUCCAGCUCCGUCUCUGCUUUGUCUGCGUCCAUCACAUCAUUUACAAAAACAGCUGUGAGUUUUCCUAAGCGACCUCAGGCAGUGUCUCCCCACGUCCAGCCAGCGGCUGUCUCUGACUUCCUGGACGAGGACCUGGACUCGUUCUUCUCGUCAGAAACUCUUUGGGACGACACGGCUGAUGACGACCUGCUGUGUGAAAUCUGUGAAGACCUGGAGAACCAGAUCCAGAGCCUGGACAACGUGUCCACCAAACAGACUCCUCUCGUUGGUCAGACGUCAAACCAGAGAGCAGUUCUGCAACCGUCCAACAGAAUCUGGGACAGCAGCAAUCAGCAGCCAGCCAAUCGGCAGCCUGUUUGCCCCACAGCGCCCCCCGGUGGCUCAGGUAGACCUGCUGGUGGUCCACUGGCUGGUGCUUCUGCCUUUAACGUCACUGCAGGUGCACAGGUGAACACCGCGAGGGAGUCCUUCAGACACGCUCAAUCAAAAACCACCUCAGGAUCCACCAACAGCUCCACAUGUCAGCGGGGCAGCAGCAGGGUCCAGUCAGCCUCUGCAGCACCACCACCACCACCACAGGGGAAAACCAGUAAGGACCAGUUCACCUUCAAGAAGCCAAACAACCCGGUCUCCACUGUGACCGACAAAGUUCGAGGGAAAUGUUCAGCAGCAGAGAUCGAGCUGAAGAAGCAGCAGGCGAUGGAGAGGAGACGACAGCGCCUGCAGGCCGCCCAGAACCUCCGAGCUCUGACGUGACGGAGACAAAACGCCCGACAACAACACUGCAGACAGGACGGGAUCUCACCGGGACAGGGUCUCACCGGGACAGGGUCUCACCAGGACGGGGUCUCACCGGGACGGGGUCUCACCAGACCGGUCACCUGAAGCUGAACCCAAACAGAGAGCUGGGCAGGGACUGCUGCCACCUCUGCCAGUUCUAACAGCUCACCACAUUUUAUAAAGACAGUGAAUUAAUGUAUUUCUAAAAAUGUUGAACUGCUCCUUUAAUGCCAGAUUUAUAUUCAGACAGUUGUCGAUCACAUUUCUGAGGCAGCGCUGACUGUUCAGCGAUUUGUCUGAAGAGGAUUCACUGAACAUUUCUGUGCUUCAUCUUCUGUGAAGCUCUUCAUCAGACUCAUCUCAGUGUUUUACCAAUAAAAAUAACUUGAUAUCAUUAUUGAAUGUGAUCGUUCUUUGUUUUUAUCGCACAGUUGGAGCCUUGAACGCACCGCAGCUGCAGCUGUAAACUAACGUUAACCAGAGACAGUUAAAGUUAACUCCCAUUAAACUGCCGGUGACACAGAAACACAGAUUCUAACGAAUGCUCCCAGCAGAAAUGUACUCUGGAAAAGGUAAAACAACCACCUGUCC
Toxotes jaculatrix (banded archerfish) is the source of this 2844-nucleotide messenger RNA. It is a transcript of the gene etaa1a, whose product is annotated as ETAA1 activator of ATR kinase a. Bases 133 to 2229 code for a protein of 698 amino acids. Lineage: Eukaryota; Metazoa; Chordata; Actinopteri; Toxotidae. The transcript has 6 exons. The record is from RefSeq and is a predicted model, not a curated record.